AUACGUCAGUAGAAGAUGCGCAGGAGGGGAGUGUGAGAAAACAGAUACUAUCUAUAAAGGACGAAAGAAACGACAAACUCCGAAGGAGCCGCCGACAAAAGAAUGUAGUGGAACAGGCGACGUUCAUUAUUCCACAUUUGAUGGGCUGAAAUACGACUUCCAAGGGAUCUGUACAUACACGCUAGUUGAAGACACCACUUUUCUUAAUACCUUCAAGGUCCAUGUGAAAAAUCACCAUUGGAAUUCAGCGACUUCUGUAACAAAGUAUGUGGAAAUUCACUUACCAGAGAAGCCAAAUGUAUGGACUAUUAUCAGAUUUGAACAAGAUGGUCACGGAAAAAACGAAAUAAUAGUUGAUGGAGACCCAGUAGAAGACAGACCCUACGUUCAGAAUGGUUGGUUUUCGGCUGAUUUUUCAGGAAACCGUUUUACGUUUGAGAGUAAACCAUUUAGUCUAAUUGUACGGUUCAAUGUCUAUCCAUAUAGCAGUCGUCCGCAUAACCCCGGAUACGGUAACGUUUGGAUUGAAUUGGGAAGUCAAUGGAUGGGAAAGGUGGAUGGACUUUGCAAAAACUAUGAUAAUGAUACGAAAAACGACUGGACUGAUAAAGAAGGGACUGACUUGACUGGGAACCCAGACAGAGGAACUUUACUCGGUACUAGUUACAAAGUCGACAAUCAAGAAGAUCGAGUUUGUGGCAACAUGAUUAGGGAUAGAAUUGCAGCUGGUCCACGUGGUCGAAAAAUUAAACGUCCCUUUCUCCCUCCUCCACCUAUUCCAGAGGCUUUGAAGUUCUGCAGCAGUAUUAUCAGUCAAAACGGAUUCUUCAAACAAAUUGUAAAUAAUCACGAAAGGAGUGAUUUUGAUACAUGGGAGUCAGACUGUAAGAUGGACUAUAGUGCAGAACCAAAGGCAAAGUGUGAUAUUCUCGAAACGUUUGUCGUCACAUUCAGGAACAAUGCUCGGGACAUCAUGGGUUGGAGGGAGAACUUCAACUGCG
Owenia fusiformis is the source of this 1001-nucleotide messenger RNA. NCBI's taxonomy places the organism in Eukaryota, Metazoa, Annelida, Polychaeta, Sabellida, Oweniidae. The record is from the annotation of a GenBank genome assembly.